Pelobates fuscus (common spadefoot toad) is the source of this 2424-nucleotide messenger RNA. RefSeq names its product androgen induced 1 (gene AIG1). The record is from RefSeq and is a predicted model, not a curated record. Gene Ontology annotation, cellular component: endomembrane system; membrane. The transcript has 6 exons. The coding region runs from base 245 to 964 and encodes 239 amino acids. Lineage: Eukaryota; Metazoa; Chordata; Amphibia; Anura; Pelobatidae.
CGAGCAGCGUACUCAGCGCUGAGUGAUGUGAAGGACCAGACCGGUCUCCAUGGCAACCCCAUCUCCCUCCUCCCGAGUGACGCGAGUGAUGCUCAGAGUCAGCGCAAGGUUUGCAUCCUCCUGCCGCUUCCCACGGUCUCUCCUUACUGUACACAAGGGAGCUAGUAAAUAAGUGAAAUACAUGGUAGAUACACGAGGAGGGGGAGGGGCAGUGUGCUGACCUGUGUGUCCCUGUGUCUGUGAGAUGGCGCUGAUCCCAUGCCAGGUGCUGCGGGCCGCCAUCCUGCUCUCCUACCUGUCCGUGCUCUGCCACUACAAGGCCAUAGAGAUGCCCGCCCAUCAGACCUAUGGGGGCAGCUGGAAAUUCCUCACAUUCAUUAACCUGGUCAUCCAGGCUGUCUUCUUUGGAAUCUGUGUGUUGACAGACCUUUCCAGCCUGCUGACAAAGGGAAGUGACAACCAGGAACAGGAGAGACAGUUAAAGAAGCUGAUCUCCCUCAGAGACUGGAUGAUGGCGGUAUUAGCCUUUCCGAUAGGAAUAUUCGUAGUAUCGAUGUUCUGGGCCCUUUAUCUAUAUGACAGAGAGCUAGUUUACCCAAAGCUUCUGGACAAUUUCAUACCACCUUGGCUAAAUCAUGGAAUGCAUACAACAGUAUUACCAUUCAUAUUAAUCGAGAUGAGAACAGCACACCAUCAGUAUCCAAGCAGAAGUGGAGGCAUUGCUACAGUUUGCUUCUUUGCUGCUGGUUAUAUUUUAUGGGUGUGCUGGGUUCACCAUGUGACAGGGGUAUGGGUGUACCCUCUCCUGGAACACAUCAAUCCAGGAGCCAAAAUAAUCUUCUUUCUCGUAGUCACAGUUAUUCUUAACAUGUAUUACAUUUUGGGAGAGAAACUCAACAGCUACAUUUGGGAAUCUGAGAAAUCUUUUAUGGAGCCCAGAGAGAAACGAUCCAAAAUUGACUGACUGUAACUCAAUAUCUUUCUUCUGCAUUCACUGGUAUCAACUGGAAGAGACUUACAUCAUGCCUAUCAGAAGAAUUGAGACUUUUAAAAAAACAUUUAAAUGCUGAGAAGAUCGCUCCUGUAUAGCAAGGCUCAGGCAUAUCAACUGUUCUGAAAUAGGAUGUUGAAAUUUAACUACAUCCUCGUUUUGCAAAAAUUGACAAUAAACAUUUAACUACCGGCGACGCAAUUAAUAUAAACCUUUUUUUUCAAGGUAUUUAGAAACUGUCAAUUCACAUGCAUGCAUUCAUAAUGAAUAUUGUAAACUAUGAUCUGCAUAUUCAGUUUUUCCCACAAUACCAAAAUCAAGAAUCUAAAAAAGAUUUUUUAGAAGGCAUAAGACUUCCCAUAUAGGACUACUUAGUUUAAAUAUUCAAUUCAAUAUUCAAGAGCAGUACCUGAUUAUUAGUUUGUCUACUAUAAUAAGGCUCGGGUUUAUUCAUUUGGUGAAAUAAAUGUGAAAAAAUACUUUUCGUUUAUCUGUAAGAGUGGCUUGGUCCACUAAAUUAACUAAGUGCUUACGUGAUUGAUUAGAGCUCCCAUGUAAGUAACCUGAUAGUAUUACUAUAGUAACCAUGAUAAAGAUGAAAUAGUGAAGGCUUUAGAAUAAUGUAUUGCCCAUAGCCACAGUUUAUAAAAUGCACAAAAAUGUUACCUUCUCAAAAUUGUAAACUAGUUCAAGCAGGUACCUAAAUCUCUUGCUUCCCCUUAACAUUUUAAAUAGUGUGUCUCUUACUUGCUGUUAUAUUCCCACAUCAAUAUGUAAAGUGCUGAAGAAAACGUUGGCCCUAUACACAUACCAAUGAUAGCAAAAAUAAUUAUGUUUUAAAUUGUGAUAUGAUUUGUUCAAUUUGCCUGUUUGGAGUGCAAAUAAACUCUUAAAAAUAAUAAUUGUUUGUAUAUACAUGGCUCAAAAUGUAAGGUCCUAUGCUAGAAAUCUUGCUCGAAUUAUGUGCACAACUGCUAACUUCCUCUUUUAAUGUCACCUCUGCAAAUUGAUAAGGCAGACGCACGAUCAGUCACCCUGUUCCCAAAUGACUUACUUAACAUCUGAGAAUUCCUUCGAUGUCAGUGCAAAUAGUAGUUACAGAUGGCCUAGGGACUCCACAAUAUUUGUAGUUUUUACAAUUAUGCCACAAAGACAUUAGGAAAACAAUUAAAACAGAAUGAAAAUAAAUGACACACUUGUAAUAAUAUGGUAGACUGGGAUAUUUGUUUUAUUACAAUUGGACCAAAUUCCCAAAAAAGUGAAUAUGUAGCCGAAUCACGAAUCAAACAACUCACGCGAUGUAUGAGCAUGUCCAUUUUAAUACGUGAUUUGGAAUUCCACCUAUGGCACCAAAAAAUAUGAAUUAUAGGAAAAAAAUGAUUGAUGGCUAGAGGACAUUCAAUAAAUGUUGAUUUUAUUCACAUAUCAAGUGA